AUGGCUCUGCUCCUGUGGAAAGCGUUCGACUUCUUCCAGGUACACCAGGUCAAGAUCGAAGACGACGACAGGACUCUUGAUGUCUCGGACGUCAGCAGCGUGUGCGCCGGGUCCGACAGCCUCUUCCUUGGCAGCGACGAUGGCUACGUCUAUAUCGUGGGCCCGUCUUGGAAGGUGAUGCGCAGCUUUCGCGCCCACGACACCGACCGAAUCACCCAUAUGCGACAAGUCGAGGGUACGAGCCUGCUUCUGACAAUCUCCGAGGACCUCAGCUCUGAGCCGCUGCUCAGGGUCUGGGCGCUCGACAAGAUCGUGAAGAAGACCGGACUGCCCACCUGCCUCUCGGAGCUGCGCAUCAACAACGGCCGCAAACAGUUCCCCAUCUCGGCAUUUGCAGCGCUGGACGACCUGUCGCAGCUCGCAGUUGGGUUCGGGAACGGCUCUGUGACAGUCAUUCGCGGCGAUCUCAUAAAUGAUCUGGGAACACGACAGCGCAUCGUCCACGAAGGGGAAGAGCCCAUAACGGGUGUCGAGUUUGUGGUCGAUGCGAAGACGACUACGCUCUUCGUUGCGACCACGGCCAAGCUUCUGAAGCUGCUGAUCUCUGGCAAGGGCCAGUGGCAGGCGGCAAGGACAGUUGAAGACGCGGGCUGUGCAGCUCACUGCAUGACCGUCAACAAGAAGACGGGGGACAUUAUCGUUGCUAGAGAAGAUGCCGUAUACUAUUACACACUGGAUGGCAGAGGCCUCUGUUUCGCCAAUGACGGUGCAACAGAUACUGUCUCUGCCUACAAGGACUACAUAGCGCUUGUCUCACUGCCCUCGCCGUCGAAGAACGGUGCGGCAAAGAACAUCGGCAGAUCAUUCGGAGGCGCAAAUGCCGACGCGCUGUUCAAUGCGUCGACUUUCUUCAUGGUCGAUCCGGCGUUGCAAAUUGUCGCACACUCGGAAACGCUCAUCUCCCAAGUCAAGGCGACUUUUCAAAUCUGGGGUGAUGUCUUUGUUCUCAUGCAAGACGGAAAGAUCAAUCGGUAUCACGAGAAGCCGUUACAGCAGCGUCUUGAGCUCCUUUACCAGCGAAACCUGUAUCCGUUGGCCAUCAAUUUGGCUCAGAAGGCUGGUCUGGAUGGCUCGCAACAAAACGCGAUUUAUCGCAAGUACGGCGACUACCUGUACCAGAAAGGAGACUAUGACAGUGCCAUGUCUCAGUACAUAAAAGCAAUUGACAGCACAGAGCCGUCACAAGUUAUCCGCAAGUUUCUUGACACCCAACGGAUACACAACCUGAUCGAGUAUCUUGAGGAGCUGCAUGAGCACCACAAAGCAACAGCGGACCACACGACACUGCUGCUCAACUGCUAUGCGAAACUGAAAGACGUGGAGAAGCUCGAGGCAUUUAUCAAGUCUCCUGGAGAUCUGAAGUUCGAUCUAGACACGGCGAUCACGAUGUGCCGGCAAGGAGGCUACUUCGAACAGGCGGCAUAUCUUGCGACCAAGCACGGCGAAAACGAGCUCGUCACAGACAUUUUGAUAGAAGAUUCAAAGCAAUAUGCUGAUGCCCUAGACUAUAUUUGGCAUCUAGAUGUGGAAACGGCGUACACGUGUCUGAUGAAGUAUGCCACGGUACUGCUCGAGAACUGCCCGAGCGACACGACCAAGCUAUUCAUUGAGUACUAUACGGGCCAAUACAAGCCGAAAGUACACGCCACCCCUAUACUACCACAGCCCGAGCAGAGGACCGGGCUUGCUGCUGCUGCCGGUCAUGCCGUACAGAAUCUGACGACACUGUUGCCACUCCCAUACAUGAAUAGCCCUGCCAUAGCGACGCCAGAUACACAGAGCAACACCCCGGCUACGACGCGUGACGCAGAAGCCGUCAUUGAGCUGGGCGAUGCACUGGAGCCCAAGUACAAGCCGCCACCGCCACGAACCGCAUUCUCGGCAUUCAUUGACCAUUCCGACAACUUUAUUGCAUUCAUAGAGGCUUGCUUGGAAGCAGACUGCUUUGGCGAGCAAGACAAGGCCGACUUGUACACGACGCUAUUCGAGAUGUACCUCCACAAAGCCAGCGAGCGCAAGGGCAUACAUAGAGAGGAAUGGGAAGCCAAGGCGAAGAAGCUUAUCGAAGGAAAAGACCUGCCCAUCGAAAACUCGAAUGUGUUGCUACUCUCUCACCUGUCCGACUUCCGCGACGGCACAACGCUUGUCAAGGAGCAAUCCGGCCUCCUGUUCGACAUCUUCCGCUCCUACACCUCAGCCAAGGACACGCGGGGCGCAAUCAAGGCGCUGCGCAAGUAUGGCGGGAUAGAGCCGCAGCUCUACCCUGCGGCGCUGGCCUAUUUCACGUCUGACGCGCGGGUCCUGGACGAGGCGGGACCCGAAGAGCUCGAGAGCGUGCUCCAGAAGAUUGACGAGGACGGGCUCAUGGCGCCCUUGCAGGUCAUCCAGACGCUCGGCGCCAACACGGUGGCGACGAUGGGCAUGAUCAAGCCGUACCUGUCCGAGACGAUUGCGCGGGAGAGGCGCGAGAUCGCGACGAGCCGCCGCCAGUGCAACAGCUUCCGCCGCGAGACGGCGCAGAAGCUCGGCGAGAUCAGGGAGCUCGGGACCAAGCCCGCCGUCUUCCAGGCCCAGCGCUGCCCGGGCUGUGGCGGCGCCCUGGAGUUGCCCGUUGUGCACUUCCUCUGCAAGCACAGUUUCCAUCAGCGGUGUCUGAAGCAGGGUGGUGGUGGUGAGGCUGCUGCUGACGGCGUUGGUGGUGGUGGUGCCGACGCCGCCGCCGCAGGAUCCGAGUGCCCAGUCUGCGCGCCGAACAAUUCCGCCGUGCGGGCAAUGAAGGCACGGCAGGACGAGUGGAGCACGAGGCACGACUUGUUCCGCGACGCGCUCGAGAAGGGCGGGAAAGGCGGCGCUUCUGGAGGAGGAGGUGAGGAUCGGUUCAAGACCGUCUCUGGGUGGUUUGGGCAGGGUGUCAUGGGCGUCAGCACGCUCGAGUAG
Molecule: messenger RNA, 2997 nt
Organism: Microdochium trichocladiopsis
Lineage: Eukaryota; Fungi; Ascomycota; Sordariomycetes; Xylariales; Microdochiaceae
Product: vacuolar membrane protein
Exons: 5
Coding region: 1-2997 (998 amino acids)
Biological process (GO): intracellular protein transport; vesicle-mediated transport; organelle fusion
Cellular component (GO): HOPS complex; endosome
Molecular function (GO): protein binding; protein-macromolecule adaptor activity
Source: RefSeq, a predicted model, not a curated record